AUUAGGGGAGAUGAUUUCAGGAAAGAUUACUCCCAAUUGGCAAUGCUGUGUGCCACUUUUCCACAAGUGCCAGUUGUUGCAUUAACUGCAACAGCAAGCAAAGCAGAUGUCAAGGCAAUAAAGGAUUCCUUAAACAUGAAAAAACCAUUGGAAGUGAUAGGGGAUCCAAACAGAGCAAACAUUUUUUAUGAGAAGGUAUUUCGUAAAGGCGAUGACGUAGACUUCUUCGAAGAAUUACUGAAGCCUGUGGUAAGUGAAUUGAAAUAAGUUAAAUUAAAUGAUCCAUUGACAAUAUUAUACCUUCCCUUGAAAUGGUGCGGGUUUGCAUUCAAAUUUUUUGAAAAACAGGAAAUGAGCAGUACUAUCCCUUGGAAGCUGAAGCCUUACCUGAAAAUAGACUGUUCGCACAGUACCAUGCCCCACAGACGAGUGCUAUGAAGGAUCAGAUUCUGAAAGAAUUGGCCUUACCAGCAUCAAAAGUCAGAAUAAUAGUCGCAACUGUAGCCAUGGGAAUGGGUGUUGAUAUCCCAUCAAUAAGGUGCGUUAUUCAUGCUGGACAACCGCGUUCAAUUCAGGAGUAUUUUCAGGAAACUGGAAGGGCAGGUGGAGAUGGGAAGCCUGCAACUGCGAUACUGUACCACAACAAUCGAGACAUUGCUAAAAAUCGAGAAGGAAUUAGUGAGGACAUCAGGACUUUCUGUCACCUGGAGACUGCCUGCCUAAGAAAAUUCCUUUUGAAAUGUCUUCAUGCCUGUGGACCAGGUACAAAAGUUGCAGGUCACUUCUGUUGUACAUACUGUAAAUCUAACUGUGAUUGUCUGGAGAUAUGCAGUGAAAUACAUAGUUAG
Porites lobata is the source of this 848-nucleotide messenger RNA. Lineage: Eukaryota; Metazoa; Cnidaria; Anthozoa; Scleractinia; Poritidae. The record is from the annotation of a GenBank genome assembly.